AGCUCUUCCUGCUCAACUGGACCAACCGGAACCAACACCUCGGCCAUUGAGGAGGAUAAGUUAAAGACGUCGGAGCUAAAGGUGGCUCAACCGAAAAGAGACAAGCUGUUGUCCGUCAAGGCGCAUCGCUAGCGCCCGCGUUGAUGCUCUUUCACAGCGCAGACGUUUGAUUCCGUCGGCGUGUGAGCGGAGCCGCGCGUCGGUCCACGGACACAGGAGGAAAAUGCCAUCGUUUUCACGGAGGGUUUGCCCUGCCUUUGUGCUGCUCCUCAUCCCUUCCAUUGCGGCUGCUGAGGAGUCGUCACUACUCGACGGCUGGCAUGAUGUUUGGCUCCUCCGCUUCCUGGUCAACAUCCUGGGAUACUCCACCAUCAUCAUCCCGGGAUACUUCCUCAUCAGCUACUUCAAGCGGACCAAUUACUUGGAAAAAGGUAAUGGGAUUUGUUUCCCUUUCAUAAAGACCUGUGUGUUUGGCAGUGAGGCCAAAACGGGUCUGUUGGCUGACGUGUCAGUUGCACCCAGGAAUGAGGGUGAAUCCGGCUCGUCGGUCAAACAGGUCGUCAAAUUAAUCUUUUGUGCUGCCGGACUUCAGGCAUCGUACCUGACGUGGGGGGUCCUGCAAGAGCGGGUGAUGACGGGCUCCUACGGGGCCACGACUCCCGAGGACGAGGGCGAGCAGUUCAAGGACUCCCAGUUCCUGGUCUUCAUGAACCGCAUCCUGGCUCUGACCGUGUCGGGCCUGUGGUGCGUCCUGUUCCAGCAGCCCCGCCACGGGGCGCCCAUGUACAAGUACUCCUUCGCCUCGCUCUCCAACAUCAUGAGCAGCUGGUGUCAGUACGAGGCCCUCAAGUACAUCAGCUUCCCCACCCAGGUCCUGGCCAAGGCCUCCAAGGUCAUCCCCGUCAUGCUCAUGGGCAAGAUCGUCUCCCACAAGAGCUACGAGUACUGGGAGUACUUCACCGCCGUGCUGAUCUCGCUGGGCGUCAGCAUGUUCCUGCUGUCCAGCACGCCCAGCAAGCACCUGUCCACCGUCACCACCUUCAGCGGCGUGGUCAUCCUCGUCGGCUACAUCGUCUUCGACAGCUUCACCUCCAACUGGCAGGACAACCUGUUCAAGCACAAGAUGUCGUCGGUGCAGAUGAUGUUCGGGGUGAACCUGUUCUCCUGCCUCUUCACCGUGGGCUCGCUGCUGGAGCAGGGCGCCUUCUUCGACUCGCUGGCCUUCAUGACGCGCCACUCCGAGUUCGCCUUCCACGCCGUGCUGCUGUCCGUGUGCUCGGCGUGCGGCCAGCUCUUCAUCUUCUACACCAUCAGCCAGUUUGGCGCGGCGGUCUUCACCAUCAUCAUGACGCUGCGGCAGGCGAUCGCCAUCCUCCUCUCCUGCUUCCUCUACGGCCACGCCGUCAGCCUGGUGGGGGGGUUCGGCGUGGCCGUGGUGUUCCUGGCACUCUUCCUGCGGGUGUACGCCCGCAGCCGCAUGAAGUCCGGCCGGCGCGCCGCACCGCCGCUCGGGCAGAAGGUGUAGCGACGGCGCCGGGGGGAACUGAGGCCACGUUUUCUGUGGUGCUUUUUGUCUGUUUGUUAUCUUGCUGUGUUUUCUGUUUUUUUUAACUGUUCUUUUCCAUGUUGUUGUUUUGUUUUUUGUCUUAGCAAUGGUACAGAAAGGGAUUUUGACGUUUUUGACACUUACACCAAGAGGCCCCCAAGGGGUCCAUGUGAUUUGUCGAGUCAGCAGUCACAGAAGUUUUGAGUGCCUGUAAGAUUGUCUUAUACACGAAUCCCAAAAAACCAUAAAACUUUGUAAACUGCCUCUACGCCAAUUUCAUACUUAAACCGUAGAAUAUUUUUCCCAAACCCAAACGAGGACAUUCUGAACGGUGGUGACGCACGGCUGGGCCUUGGUUUUCAAACAUGAUGACAUGGAGGACUAGCGUGUAGGAUUUAGGGAGGUGUGGGGAUCGACUUGCAAACUGAAGCAUGGUAUUCAGUAUCAUGUCGCCAUCAUCAUCCUGCGGAACGGAGAAUGAUUGUGUUUCGUUCACAUCAGCGCGUCCACAGAGCCGCCGUCCGUCUUUACGUCCCUAGAUUCCACUAAAUCUCACACACAGGAUUGAACGAGACUUUUUGGCUUCAGUAACGGCGACACUCUCUUCUCCGUUGAGUUAUCCUUCAGUCACAAAAGCCAGAUGCUUUUCCCCAGUCCUCCAUGUUGGAGAGCAGCGGUCUUUUACUUUGUGAAGCUGUAAACAUAGUCUGAUAAAUAUGUUGCACAUUAGUUGGAUUUACGGUAUGGUAACAUGUUACAUUACCAUCUGUACUAGAGGGUGGUAAACGACAGUUAUAAAGAGCGCACUUUUUAUGAAUUGUAUUAUUUUAACCAAAACAUCAGUGAAGCAUGCUGAUGUGGGUACAUUUUGCACGACAUCAUUUAAAGGAAAAUACUUUAACCUUUUUUUUUGGUGUCCUUUCAACACCGAUUCUACUUAAUAUUUUAACUAUGGGCUAAAAUGUCUUGUAAAUAUAUCUCUUUUUCAUUGUUUCUUUCAAGUUGUCUCAUGUACUUUUGUAAAAAGAACGCUGCGUUAAUUUUCACCGUCACAUGUGAAUGUUUGGAAGAACACUGAAAGGAUGAUGCUCAGCGAUGUGAGGAUGCCGUCGGCCCGGUUUGCAGAACAGAAUGCAAACGAGGGAAGUUCACUCUUAUUGGUACCUUGUUUUUAUCAUUCUGAUAUUUCCUCUGGUGACUGGAUUGAUAAUAAAACAUCUUCAAUUAACUCGAGAAGAGCCUUUAUGUUU
Molecule: messenger RNA, 2796 nt
Organism: Pungitius pungitius (ninespine stickleback)
Lineage: Eukaryota; Metazoa; Chordata; Actinopteri; Perciformes; Gasterosteidae
Gene: slc35b2
Product: solute carrier family 35 member B2
Exons: 4
Coding region: 224-1525 (433 amino acids)
Biological process (GO): transmembrane transport
Cellular component (GO): Golgi membrane; endoplasmic reticulum membrane
Molecular function (GO): 3'-phosphoadenosine 5'-phosphosulfate transmembrane transporter activity
Source: RefSeq, a predicted model, not a curated record